This is a messenger RNA of Sorghum bicolor (sorghum), 1311 nucleotides long. Its product is annotated as chloroplast envelope quinone oxidoreductase homolog. Gene Ontology annotation, molecular function: oxidoreductase activity. The transcript is spliced from 4 exons. The record is from RefSeq and is a predicted model, not a curated record. Bases 1 to 1014 code for a protein of 337 amino acids. Lineage: Eukaryota; Viridiplantae; Streptophyta; Magnoliopsida; Poales; Poaceae.
AUGAAGACGGCCAGCAUCCCCGCGACGAUGCGGGCCGUGCAGUACGACGCCUGGGGCGGGGGUGCCACGGGACUCAAGCAUGUGGAAGUUCCAAUCCCUUCGGCCCAAAAGAAUGAGCUUCUAUUGAAGCUGGAAGUAGCAAGCAUCAAUCCAGUGGACUGGAAGAUACAGAAAGGGCUCUUGCGGCCAUUCCUGCCUCGUAAAUUUCCUUUUAUCCCUGUGACUGAUGUGGCAGGAGUUGUGGCUGAUGUUGGGCCAGGAGUCCAGGGAUUCCAACCCGGAGAUCAAGUCGUUGCUAAGCUUGUCCUUUUUUCUUACCAGAAAGGAGGUGGACUUGCGGAGUAUGCUGUGGCAUCAGAAACUCUGACCGUCAAGAGGCCUGCCGAGGUAUUUGCUGCUGAAGGCGCAGGGCUGCCUGUUGCUGCUGGUACUGCGCUCCAGGCGCUUAGGACCAUCGGCGCCAAGUUCGACGGCACUGGCAAGCCCUUAAACGUUCUGAUCACCGCGGCAUCAGGUGGCGUCGGUCACUACGCCGUGCAGCUCGCGAAAAUGGCCGGUCUCCACAUCACCGCCACCUGUGGCGCGCGUAACGUGGAGCUGCUGAAGAGCCUGGGCGCGGAUGAGGUGCUUGACUACAAGACGCCAGAGGGUGCCAGCCUGCAGAGCCCCUCGGGUAAGAAGUACGAUGUUGUCAUCCAUUGCGCUGCCCGGAUCAGCUGGUCGACGUUCGAGCCUGUGCUGGCCACCACCGGGAGGGUGAUCGACAUCACCCCAAACUUCAGCUCCAUCCUCAAAUGGGCGCUGCACAUGGUGACCUUCGCCAGGAAGAGGCUGGUGCCACUGCACCUGUCGCCCAACAAGGCGGACCUAGAGUUCCUGGUCGGGCUGCUGAAGGACGGCAAGCUCAAGACACUGAUUGACUCGAGGUUCCCACUGAGCGAGGUGAGCAAGGCCUGGCAGAAGAGCGUCGACGGCCAUGCCACCGGAAAGAUCAUCGUCGAGAUCGGAGGCUGAUCUGGGAUCCUCCAUUACUGAUGUAGACUUGCAUUGAUAAUGUACUUAGCGUGCUCUAGACAGCUGGACACAACAUGGAGGUCGACAGAAACGGAGUGCCGGUGUCUGGGUGGGCAUCCUCGUGCUAAUUAUUCGUGAGUGUUGAGCUCGUUUAAUAGGCUUGAGUUUCUUUUGCUUUCGAUUGUGAACAUCAGUUUAGCCGUUUAGGGAUUUAUGGAUUUGCAUGAUUGAUCAGCAAAGUUGCAUUGUAAUUUACUCUAUUUUUUUUCUAAAUUAUAAGAUAUUUUGGUUUUUCUA